GAUGGUGACACUUGUGUUCCUCAUUCUUGUCAAAUGCCGCUCUGUAGUAGAGCCCAGUUCUGGGCUCAACUUCACUAUCGCGAAACUAGGAAGUCGUGAAGGAUGAGGAUAUUUCAAAUUGCAAUGUUCUGAUUCUUUCCAGCUACUUUACAGAGAAGAUAACCGGUUUGCCGCUGUCUAGACUCCGCGGGCUGCUCAAACAAUAAUUUGAGCUUAGUUGGCAAAGUUAAGGCGAUUUAUGCAGACGCCAACUUUUGUGGUGGUGAUGACAACAUUUGUGGACAUUUGAAUAUUUCAGAGAUAUCGUGUUUCGGGCGUGCUACUGGACAUAUUCUACUUGUUGCAUGGAGAGAUCUCGUGGAAGGAAGAAUGCGUCUAGGUAAAGAUGAAUCACAAUGAUUUCUAGCUGGCUGCAUGUCAGCGCGUGUUAGUUUUGUUUUGAUUAGCCAACACAAAGUGCGCCCUCAGACUGAAGGCGCACCAUUGUGCGUAAAGAGCUUGUGAUGAACAAGUCAGACUGAGACGAAUUUAAGAGUAUAUACGCCAUAUAGUGAACAAAACAGUAAUCACUAACAGCCGUUGGAAGUGACCCACCCCAAUACAGAUGUGCAAUUUUGUCUGCUGCUGGAAAGUCUGUCUUCGCGUUUAGGGUUCUGGUAAAUGGCUUGGAUAGACUCGCUCCAGUUGGAAACUUCCUUUGAGGCUUUCUUAAUUCUGUGAGCUACAAGAUUUUUUCCCCUACAUUUCCCGUGAACUUCCCUCACGUCUACCAUGUCGGAGCGGGACUCCGGGUGCGGAGAUGCCUCUCCGGAGCCCCUACCCGCGCGGUCAUCCCGUGGAAGGCGAAGCGGAGUCAUCCUACCCACCUCCGCGAGCCCAGACUCAGAGAGCGUGCUCCUGGAGGCGGUCAAGGCAGCUCCCCGCAGAAGCAGCAUCAUCAAGGACCCGUCGGUGGCGAAGGUGGGUGGCGGUCGCAAGAAGACUGUCUCCUUCAGCAGCAUGCCGUCGGAGAAGAAGGUGAGCAGCGCGGCCGACUGCCUGACCUUCAUGCAGUGCGGCUGCGAGCUCAAGAAGGUGCGGCCCAACUCCCGCAUCUACUGUCGCUUCUACACCCUCGACCCGGACAUGUCCUGCCUGCGCUGGGAGCCCUCCAAGAAGGACGGUGAGCGGGCGCGCCUUGAGAUCUGUGCCAUCCGCGAGGUGCGGACGGGUAAGAGCACCGAGACCUUCCUCCACAACGGCCCCAGCUCUGACGGCCUGGCAGAGGAGGCCGCUUUCUCCAUCAUCUAUGGCGAGGACUACACGUCGCUUGACCUGGUGGCGUUGUCUGCAGACGUGGCCAAUAUCUGGGUGACGGGCCUGCGGUACCUGCUCUCCCUGGGAGGUGCCGGGGUGGGCGAGGGGGGCGGAGUCGGGGAGAGCAGCCCGGGCAGCAAGAUGCGACGGGAUUGGCUAACCUUUGAGUUCAGCAAGGGGGAUGAGGACGGCUAUGGGAUCGUCUCCGAGGACACGGCAGUGAAGACCAUCUGCAGGCUGUGUCCCGGGAUCAAGGAGGCCAAGGUGCGCCAGCGUUUUAAGGAGAUCCAGCGCAGCAAGGAGAAGCUGACGUCCCACGUCACCCUCGAGGAGUUCCAGGAGGCCUACUGCGAACUCUGCACACGGCCCGACGUCUACUUCCUACUCGUGCAACUCUCCAAGGACCAGGAGUGCCUGGAUAGCCAGGACCUGCGGCUGUUCCUGGAGACGGAGCAGGGGCUGCCCCUGUCCAUGGCCGAGGGCUGCACGGAGCUCAUCCAGCGCUUCGAGCCGUCGGAGGCGGGCCGCGAGCAAGGCCUGCUGGGAUUGGACGGCUUCACGCGCUACCUGCAGUCCUCCGAGUGCCAGCUGGGCGACCCCGAGCACCAGCAGGUCUGCCAGGACAUGACGCUGCCCCUGUCACACUACUACAUCAGCGCCUCGUACCGCUCGUACCUGCUCGACGACCAGGUGCACGGCCGGGCGGAUCUCGGGGGCCUAACGCGGGCCCUGCAGGCCGGCUGCCGGUGCCUGGAGCUGGGGGUGACGGACGGCCCCGAGGGGGAGCCACUCCUGGGGGUGGCCAACGGCGCGGACCCCCGCCACCACCACGGCCACCACGGCCACGGGCACCACGGACACGGGCACCACCACCACCACCACCACCACAACCUCCCGGUGACCCUGCGCAGCGCCCUGGAGGUGGUCAACAAGUACGCCUUCCUCACCUCCCAGUUCCCCUUACUGCUGUACCUGUGCCAACGCUGCUCGCCCGCCCAGCAGCGCACACUGGCACAGCACCUCAAGAAGGUGUUUGGCAGUCGUCUCUACAUGCCCGAGGCCCUGCCCGUGAGCCUCACCCCGGGCACCCGUGCCACCAGUCUGCCCUCCCCUGAGCAGCUGAAAGGCAGAGUGCUUCUGGUGGGCAAGAAGCUGCCACCUGAGGAUGACGGCUCGGAAGGGGAGGUGUCUGAGGAGGAGGAGGAGAUCGGCGGAGGGGGUCCGCUGGCCGGCCGCCGGAUGACCAUCCCCGGGGAGGAGGACCUGGGCGUGGUGCUGGUGGUUCCCCCGCCCGCCCAGCCCCGUCGCCUCCGGCUGCGCCGCGAGCUCUCCGACCUGGUCUCCGUGGCCCGCACGGGCAGCCGCAGCUUCUACGCCCACCGCAACAGCCUGCAACAAAACCACCCGCACUCGCCAACAGGGGGCAGCACGCCCACCACCCCCUGCACCCCCGUGCCGCUCGACCCGCCCUACUGGACCCUGUGCUCGCUGGGCGAGGGCGAGGCGGGCCGGCUAUCCACCGAGAGCCCCGAGGACCUGGUGAGCUUCACCAAGCACGCGCUGACCCGGGUGCGGCCCAGCUCCGUGCGGCUGGACUCCAGCAACCCCAACCCGCAGGGCUACUGGAAGUGCGGCGUGCAGCUGGUGGCGCUCAACCAGCAGACGCCGGGAGCCAUGCUGGACCUGCACCGCGCCCGCUUCCGGCAGAACGGCGGCUGCGGGUUCGUGUUGCGGCCGGCCAUCAUGCGGGACGAGGUGUCGUACUUCAGCGCCCACACCCAGGGCUGCGUGCCCGGCGUGCCCCCCCAGACGCUGCGAGUGAAGGUGAUCAGUGCCCAGAGCCUGCCCAAGCCGCAGGGCUCGGGGGCGAAGGGGGAGGUGAUCGACCCGUACGUGGUGCUGGAGCUGCACGGGGUGCCUGCGGACUGCGCCGAGCAGAGGACCAGGACGGCUCCCCAGAACCAGGACCCGCUCUUCGACGAGACCUUCGAGUUCCAGGUGAACAUGCCAGAGUUGGCGCUCCUCCGCUUCGUGGUGCUAGACGACGACUACAUCUGUGACGACUUCAUCGGCCAGUACAGUGUGCCCUUCGAGUGCCUACAGCCGGGCUUCCGCUCCGUGCCCCUGCUGGAUGUCUCGGGAGACCCCUUGCCCCACGCCAGCCUCUUCGUGCACGUGGCCAUCACCAACCGGCGCGGCGGGGGCAAGGCCCAGCGGCGGGGCAUCUCCGUGCGGCGGGCAGUGCGGCGCGGGCGCGAGUACGUAACCCUGCGGAGCACGGGGGUCAAGCUGCUGGAGGAGACCUUCAAGCCGGCCGCCGCACCCAUCAAGGAGGCCACGGACCUCAGAGAGGACGCGCUGAGUGCGACGGUGGCUUUCAAAGAGCAGUGUGGGCUCCCUCCGGUGGUGAAAGUGAAGCAGUGCAUGCAGAGCCUGGCCACCAGGCUGCAGGGCCUCGAUGGCAGUGCGGGCGCCGUGCUGCUGCUGAAGGACGGCUACCCCUGCCUGGAGCCCCUCGGCACCCCCACCGACGCCACACGCAAGCUGCUAAGUGCCUACGACAUAAUGGUAUCAGCCAACAAACAAAUAAUAGACAAUGCGGAUGGAGUACAGGAGAGGAUUGCACAUGUGCAAAGAGAAGGCAUGGUGUUCCAUGAGGACCUGGCCAAGCUGGUGGAGAAGGAAGGCCUGAAGGGCCGCAAGCAGAGCAAGGCUGUAGAGGCCUUCACCUGGAACAUCACAGUACUAAAGGGCCAGUGUGACCUGCUCCGCAGUGCUAAGGCUGAUGCGCUGGACGCCGUGCGCCAGAUCACGUUGGCGUGUGAGUCCUGCGGGGUGGCAGCCACCACCUCCGAGCUGCACUACGUGCCCCCCGCCGCCCUCUCCCGACGAGGCAGCACCUUCGGGAACGGACGCAUCUGAGCACUGGGAUCCCCACCCACCCCACCACAUCUACCAACCUACUGCCACCUACCAGCCCCCAGCAGGCAGUGUGAUACUGGCAACAGCAGUAUCUGAGCACCAGGCCCCACAUCUACCAACCAACCACCCUGCUACCACCAGACCAGCCCCCAGCCGUCCUCUACAUACGGGGCAACACCUUUGGCAGUGGACCCCAUCUGAGUCCCGGGACCCCUCAGCUACCAAACAGCCACCUACUGCCCCCACCAGGCAGAGCUGCUACUACUACUAGCAGCACCUUUGGCACCGGCUGUGUUUGAGCACCGGGGACCCUCAACUACCUACCAACCAACCAACCACCCCACUACCACCAGCCCCCAGCCGCCCUCUCUAUAUGGGGCACCACCUUUGCCAAUGGUUGCAUCUACCGUAAGCACCAGGACCACCACUCACCUACCAGGCGUUACCUUACUGCCACCUAAAAGUUGCCGCCAGGCAGCAUUAUGACUGCUGGCAGGCUAUGCCUGUUAUCUGAGUAGUCUGGAUCCCCAUUAAACUACCUACCAACCAACUACUAUCCGCCCUCUCCUGACGAGGCAGCACCUUUGGGAACAGGCCACGUCUGAGGACCAGGACACCUCAACUACCUACCAAGUAACCACCACCCCUUUAUCACCAGACCAGAGCCGACCUCUUCAUACAGGGCAGCACUUUUAGCAAUGGUGGCAUUUGAGACCAGACAAGAGCUCCAGCUAUCUAGCCUACAUAGCACCUACUGCUACUAAUCAGUCACCAUCAACCCUAAUACUAGUAGCACCUUUGCCAUUGGCUGCAUUGGACCCACACACACUGUACCUUCCAGCCAACUAACUACUGGCACCACCUCCAGCCAACAGCAGGUGGCGCUACUGCUUCUAGCCGUACCUUUGGCAAUGGCCAGACCUGAGUAGUCCAGACCCCCACCUUGCUACGUAUCUACCUACUGCACCUGUGUACCUACCGACUGCUCCCAAGUGCUACCUGGUGGUUGUUUGGGUACGUUGCAGCUCAGUUUAACGUCCGUCACACGUGACUAAUGUGGAUGCCGCAUCGCUGCCGCGUUCUUGGCGCGACAAUGCUUGCAUAUUCAAACUGGCGACGACCGCACCGAACCGCGACCAACUGCCACCAACUUUACUGCCACCUACCAGCCACUGCCAGACUGCUAUUACUACGUACCGGACUACAGUGCUACUAGCAGCACCAACCUGUCCCACACCCCAUCCCACAGACAGAUGACAGAUGAAGUGAUGUGGAGAGAAGACGGAAGGUGGAUGAAAUGCGGCCUUGGAUGAAAUAAUGAUGACUAACCAUGGCUAUCGUUGCCGUCCUGGGGGCUCUUUCUGGUUUAUAUAUCGAAUGGGGAAUACUCAUUGUUCUGUGAUCGUGAUGGCUAAUCUGUGAUCUGUGAUUGGUGGUACCAAUGAUGAGUUCUGUGAUGAGCUUUUGACUACAGUUGCUGUGUACAGUGUCGUAACUGCUAUUGACAAAGAAGCAUGAGACACAGCAAUGGGACAAUAAUGAGACUGUAUGGAGACAAAACGUCAGCAAGACGAUAUUUGCAAGGAAGAGGAGAAGUUUCUGUAACAAACACCAGUGGAUCAGUUGUCAGCCCGACAGUACCUGCCGUAGAUGAUAGCGAACUCCUGUAAAUGAGCUACAUUUCAGUAAUCAUCUAUUUACAAAUGGACCAUUUCUCAACCCUAUUGGAUCAGGCCUUUUUUAAUUUUGGGUGUCCUGAAGUGAAAACCAGGAUGAAAUAAUGGCUUUGUCGGCAAACCUCGGACGUCCAAACACAUUGCACCACUGACUUCCUUAAGAACGUGGGAGGAACGUCCGCUAACCUUCCUCAGUUCUUCUUUUCUUUUUCGAGAACCAUAGUGGAAAUGGAAAAAUCUCAAGUUUUAGACAAGUCCUUUGGAUGAGCCUGCUGUUGCUGUUCCUCUGAGGUGUGUUUAGAGUGUAUAACAAAAAAUGGAAGCUAGAGACUGACUAGUUUUAGUUUUUAAUUGGUGGUUUUAUUCUUGAUGCUCAAACGACUCUCUGUGGGUCAGUCGUUAACCCAGCCUAACUUUAGUCUGAUGUGUGUAGCCCUACAGGGUGUGUUUUUAGCAUUGCUAUUUGCUUAGCUGCAGUGGGUAUUAUGGAGUUGCUUAUUCUGUUGCGAGGAGGACAGGUUUUUUGUUGCCUUUGGAUCCAGUGAUGCCCGGCCUCUCCUUCCCCACUGCUCUUCAUUCCACUUAAAUGUACACAGACACGCGCGCAUGCACGCAUGCACGCACGCACAUAUGCACACACACACAUAGGCAUACAUAUCGAUGUGGGAUGGAAAUAAGUGCAGAAAAUGUGGAAAUUUACCAGCCACUAAAAACUGAAGGGUAGGAUUCAGCUUGCCUGAUUAUCAUAGACUUGCAAUCGCGAUUCGAUCUGAAGAAGCAACGCCACCGAAGGUGUUGCGUCGCUAGGAGGGCGCAGCCUGGCUAGGAUUCAGCAGCCCCUCUCAACACAGAUUCAUGAUGAUGUUGUGUCUGAAAUGCACCUGCCUCUCCCUUGCCUAACUUCUGUCUAUCACUAAGGCCACUCAAUUUAGAGUCUCUUCUGUUUUCUUUGUUUGCCAUCAAUAUUCCAUUACUUUGUCUUCAUUCCCUUUCUUUAUCUCUCGGUUUCUCAUUGUCACUAUUACUAUACCCCGUCCCUUCUCUCUCUUUCUCUCUCGCUGCUCUUUUCUUUCGCUCUCCCUGCCCUCUCUUCCUGAGAGGUUAUCUCCCCCUUCCUCUCUCUCCUCCUGGGGAGUUGGGUAUCACUGGGUCCACUCGGGCUCAUUAGUGUUGAGCACAAGUACUGUGGUGUGCCUGUGGUGUGACGUAUAGAAGUGACCGCUGAGAUGCAAAGAGACCUCCACCUCCUCCUCAUCCUCCUCCUCCUCCUCAUUGUCCUCCACCUCCUUCUCCUCCUCCUCAUUGUCCUCCACAUUCACCUCCUCCUCCUCCUCCUCC
Molecule: messenger RNA, 7232 nt
Organism: Engraulis encrasicolus (European anchovy)
Lineage: Eukaryota; Metazoa; Chordata; Actinopteri; Clupeiformes; Engraulidae
Gene: plcl1
Product: phospholipase C like 1
Exons: 15
Coding region: 772-4218 (1148 amino acids)
Biological process (GO): release of sequestered calcium ion into cytosol; lipid metabolic process; phosphatidylinositol-mediated signaling
Molecular function (GO): phosphatidylinositol-4,5-bisphosphate phospholipase C activity
Source: RefSeq, a predicted model, not a curated record